AUGAUACGAGGAUUUCUUGUUCGUUUAAAAGAAUGGAUAUUAAAAUUAAAUCUUUUUAAAAAAUCUUCAAGUAAUGAACAAACUCUUAUCAAAGAAUUAUUAACUACACGUAUUUUUCUUAUUUUCUUUCUUUGUUUAUUAAUUCUUAUUGGUAUUAUUUCAUCAUUAAUUGUUUAUACAGUGAAUAAAACGGAAAAUUCACCAGAUGUAACAAAAUUUCAAUAUCUUUUAAACAAAUAUUCUAAAACAUUAAAUUGUCCUUGUUCAAAAGUUGGAGUUACAUAUUCAACAUUUGUUACAAUUGAUGUUGAAUUUCAUCAAGUAUGUUCCAGUGAAUUUAUUACAAAAUCAUGGAUUGAAUUUGUUUUUGCUCAAAACAAUUCUGAAAAUACUGAUCAAAUAUUAAGUUUUUUCUGGCAAAUAAUUGCAGAUUUUUGUACAAUUAGUAAAGAAUCAUUAAAAGCAGCAAUAAUUAAUUUUAAUUCAUCAUUUAUAGUUACUCCCAUAGUUGUUUCAAAGGAUAUUAUUGAAAGUCAAGUAUAUUCAGAUCUAAAUGUUUACAUUCAAUCAAUUCGAACAAAACUUAUUCAAAAUUUAUUAGUAAUUCAACGAACCAUCGGUGGUAAUCAAUAUGUUUCAGGUUUAACCAAAAAUUUUAAUUUCAUUUCUUCGAAUGAAAAUAAUUCUAUUCGAAUGUCAUCAAAAGAAUUAAAUAAUUGUUCAUGUAUGAAAAUGCUUGGUUGUCCUUAUCCUUUAAUGAUAAAUGAAACAAUCAUUCCAGGAAUAAUUCUCGAUUGUUAUUUAGUUGAUGGAACAUUAGUAUCAACUUUAGAAUGUUAUUAUAAUCAAACAUGUUUUUCUCUUUUACAUCCAUUUAUAUCAUCCAUGAAAUUACUUUUAAAUAAUAAAAAUAAACAAUUUUUAUUUAAUUCAACUGUUCAAUUACUUUUACAAAAACUAAUGAUUGAUAAUUUAAUAAUUAAUAUGGAUUUUAAUUUAUUUUAUAAUCAAUGUAAACCAUUAUUUUGUUCAUAUUCAUAUUCUCAUCGUUUUGAUCUUAUAUUUAUUAUUACAACAUUGAUUAGUAGUUUUGGUAUAUUAUCAUUUAUUUUACCAUUUAUUUCAGAAUUAAUAGUGAUGAUUAUUUUACGUUUUAAAGGAAAUAACAGAAUAAAAAGAAAAAGUAAUAUUAAAAUGAAAGAAAUAAUUAUUAAUUUACGUCGAUCUAUAUAUGAAAAAGUAAUUAAUAUAAACUUAUUUGAAAAUGAACGAAUAACAGAUGAAAAAUAUCUAUACGAACAACGUUUUACAACUCGAAUAUUUCUUUUAUUUUUUCUUAUUUGUUUUAUUAUAAUUAGUAUUGUAAUAAUUAUAUCAAAAGAAGAACAAAUAAUAAGAAUUUUUCAACCAACAGAAAAAGAAUAUGAAAUCUUAAAUGAAAAAUUCAAUUCAACACUUAUUUGUUCAUGUUCACAAAUCUCUAUUCCAUAUGGAAUAUUUCUUAAUGUUAAUUUUGUUCUUCAUCAAAUUUGUUCAAGUAAACUUAUUUCAACGGAAUGGAUUAAUUAUUUAUCAUUACUUAAUCCAAUAAAUAUAUCUGAAUGGAUUAUUAAACCUUUAGUAAAAGAUUUUCGCAUUUUUGCUUCUUCUUAUUUUAAAUUUAUUCAAAUAUUCUGUAAAUUAACAAAUCUUACCAUUGAAAAUAGUCAACAAACUUUUCUGACAACUGAAUUUAUCAAUAAUAAUCUUCUUUCUUCAGAUAUAUUCUAUAAAAAAACAAUCAAUCUCAUGAAUAUAUUUAUUCGUACUACUCAAAAUAGUUUUAUUGAAAUUUAUCAAUGGAUUAAAGUAAUUAAUACAAUUAAUCUCUUUAUAACAGGUACCAAAUCAAAUUUUGAUGGUUAUAUAAAAAAUAAUCAAAUCAUAUUAAGAGAUCAAUCUUUAAGUGAGGCUGUGGUUGUUCAAAAUAAUAGAAUAAGAGGAGCGGGUGUGUGUUCAUGCUCAACAAUGAGAAAUAGUUGUCCAAUUGGACUCAUUCUCUUUAAAAAUCAAUCAAAUACUAUCGAUGAUGCAUAUUAUUUCAAAGAAAUUCCAUAUGGUUGUUUACCUUGGAAUGGUUUUAUAGGUUCAACAAUUAAUUGGUGGUAUAAUCAAAGUUAUAUUAAUGAUAUUCAAAAUACUUAUGCAACAAUUAUUCCAAAUUUAUUUUCAUCAAUUGUAACAUCACUUGAUCAAUCAAUCAAUUCAUCAUUUCAUGGAAAUAAUAUGGAAUAUUUAAUAACAAAUAUGUUUAUUGAAACAAUUGUGACAAUGAAUGGAAAUUUUAGUAUUUUUUACAAUCAAUGUGCACCACAAUCUUGUUCGUAUAAAAUUCUUCAACGACGACAAAUUUCUAUUCUUGUUCUUCUUUUAAUAUCUAUUAGUCAAGGACUUAAUAGAAUUCUUUAUUUAUUAAUACCUUUAUUAAGUCAAUUGAUUUUAUUUUAUUCCCGUAAGUUUAUAAGUUUUAAUCGAACAAUAAUACAAAUUACAAUUUCUCAACGAUUUAAACAUUUAUUGAAAUGUAUUCAAUAUUUUAAUUUAUUUCAAUCUGAUAAGAAAGAUUCAAUUAGUUUACAAUUACAAUUAAUCUAUACACGUGUUUAUAUCAUUCUUUUUAUUAUUUCAUUAGCAAUUUUAGUUUUCUACAAAUCAAUUAUCGAACGUACUCGUACAAUAAUAACAAUCAAUCCAAAUAUAACAGAUUAUGAACAACUUUUAGAACUUUAUUUAGAUAAUGUUAAUUGUCCAUGUACACAAAUAGCUAUACCUUAUGAAAAAAUUGUCACUAAACUUAAUGUAACGUCAUUCCAUCAAGUAUGUACAAGUUCAUUACUGGGAAAUAUGAUACAAAUAGGUCGACUUCCAGGAAGUAAAACUGAUCCUAAUGGAUUGAAAUUUGAUUCUUGGAGAUAUUCAUUUUUAUAUGGUCUCAAUACUCUUUGCGAUUUAUCGAAGAAUUAUAUCGAGAAUAAUAUUGAAAUAUUUCUUUCAUCAACAAUGUUGACUUAUCAGAUAAUACCUCGAAAUAUUUUUAAUCAACAAAUUAAUAUAACUAUAAAUCAUUUUCAAAAUGAAUUACCAAUUAGAUUUAAUCAAACAUUUGAACUUAUUCGGGCAAUUAAUCAUAAUAAUGCUUUGAUUUCAAUUUUUCCUUCAAAUUGGAAUAUUUUUCUUGCAAAUGAUAAUAUUUCAUUUGUUAUUAAUCCUGUUAUAUAUAAUUUAACAAAUACAAAUACAACAUGUUCAUGUGCAACUGAACGAUCCUGCUCAAUGCCAGUUAUUAUCUAUGAUUUGAAAAGUCAAGUAUAUGUUAACUCGCCUGAAGGUGUUGUGUAUGAUUGUACAAUAGUUGAAGCAAUUCUUCAUUCAUCAUUAUUUUGUUUUUAUUCAAAAACAUGUGUUCUUCAAUACAGAAAAUUAUCAAGCAUACCACCUCUUGAAGACCAAUGGUUUGAUCAAAUUACUUCAAACAUUUUCAAUUUAUCAUUCACUCGUUUUGCAAUAAAUGAUACAAUUGAAACAAUGGUCUCUUCUAUGUUUAUUGAAUUAUGGUCAAGUAAUAGAUGCUAUG
Messenger RNA from Adineta ricciae, 3613 nucleotides. The record is from the annotation of a GenBank genome assembly. NCBI's taxonomy places the organism in Eukaryota, Metazoa, Rotifera, Eurotatoria, Adinetida, Adinetidae.